Molecule: messenger RNA, 4458 nt
Organism: Labrus bergylta (ballan wrasse)
Lineage: Eukaryota; Metazoa; Chordata; Actinopteri; Labriformes; Labridae
Gene: grip2b
Product: glutamate receptor interacting protein 2b
Biological process (GO): neurotransmitter receptor transport, endosome to postsynaptic membrane
Molecular function (GO): protein binding
Source: RefSeq, a predicted model, not a curated record
GACUGAGGACGAAGAAGAAGAAGAAGAAGAAGAAGAAGAAGAAGAAGAGUGGGAGGAGGCGGAGGAGGAGGGAGAGUGAGGAAGCAGGAAGAAGAUAAAGAGAGAGGGGAAAAAGAAGAGAGUGUGAGGAUGUUCUCCGUUUCGCUCAAGUGCCGCUUAGGGGUCAUCAGGCGCCGAAUCAAGGAUGACGGGCCUUAUGGGAAAACAAAGGACAUAUCAGGUCCAGAGCACAACAUGGCCUCUAGGAGACACAGUAUACCAGAAGCUCUGCGGGGGGUAACCAUGGUGGAGCUGGUGAAGAAAGAAGGCAGCACGCUCGGCCUGACCAUCUCAGGAGGGACCGACAAGGACGGGAAACCGAGGGUAUCGAACCUACGGCCCGGAGGACUGGCAGCCAGGAGCGACCAGCUAAAUGUUGGCGACUACAUCAAGUCAGUGAACGGCAUCAAUCUGACCAAACUGAGGCACGAAGAGAUCAUCAGCUUACUGAAGAACGUAGGAGAGCGAGUUCUGCUGGAGGUGGAGUAUGAACUGCCCCCUACAGCCCCAGACAGCAGCUCAGGGGUGAUAUCAAAGACAAUCGACAUCUGUUUGCACAAAGAGGGGAGCAGCUUUGGUUUCGUCAUGAGAGGUGGUAUGCACGAGGACUGGCACAAGUCUCGCCCUCUAGUGGUCACCUACGUCAGGCCAGGCGGUCCUGCAGACAGAGAAAGCACGCUGCGUCCCGGUGACCGUCUCCUCAGUGUGGACGGCGUACCGCUGCACAACGCCAACCACAGCGACGCCCUCAGCGUGUUGGCCCAGUGCGGACAGGAAGCUCUGUUCCAGAUAGAGUACGACGUCACCAUCAUGGACACGGUGACGAACGCCUCCGGCCCACUAUUAGUGGAGAUCGCCAAGUCGCCGGGAGCUACGCUGGGAAUCACGCUGACCUCAGCCAAUCAUCGAAACAAGCAGGUCAUCGUCAUCGACCGAGUUAAACCUGGCAGCGUGGUGGACAGAUGUGGAGCGCUGCAUGCCGGGGAUCACCUGCUGUCCAUAGACGGAACGUCGACAGAGCACUGCACGGUCCUGGAGGCGACGCAGCUUCUGGCGAGCACAACAGAGCUGGUGAAGUUAGAAAUGCUCCCCUCCCAUCAGACACGGCUAGCUGGGAAGCAGCACGACACAGUGAAGGUUCAGAAGUCGGACCACCCCCACUCAUGGGACCCCUGCGUCAACUACUGUCACACUGCAAACUCCACCCUCUGCAACACAAGCUCCACCCUCAACAAGUCAUGGACGGCCUCCAACAACAACACCAUCAACAGCCUCGACUACUGCAAGUCUUUGGUUUCUGCCAGUUUCUCCCCGGGCUCUACGACCACGUCGGGCCCCAGCAGUCAGAGCUCCAGCACCCUGCCCCGACCUUCAGUUCCCAUGAGUCCUCGGAACUCGCUGCUCAAACGGCGGCAGAGAAAGAAAGAACACAAAAGUUCCUUGUCUCUGGCGUCCAGCUCGGUGGGUCCCGGUGGUCAGGUGGUUCAUGUAGAGACCAGUGAGGUUGUUCUAACAGGCGACCCGCUAAACGGCUUCGGGGUCCAGCUGCAGGGGGGAAUAUUUGCCACAGAGACGCUGUCAGCACCCCCGCUGAUCAGGUUCAUAGAGCCUGACAGCUCUGCAGAGAGGUGCGGCCUGCUGCAGGUGGGGGACCGCCUCCUGUCGAUCAAUGGAAUCCCCACCGAGGACGGGACACUGGAGGAGGCCAAUCAGCUUCUCCGAGACGCAGCGCUGACCAACAAGGUCUCUCUGGAGAUAGAAUUCGAUGUAGCAGAGUCCGUGGUGCCUAGCAGUGGUACGUUUCAUGUCAAACUGCCCAAGAAGAGAGGAGUGGAGCUUGGGCUCACCAUCAGCGCCAGUAAGAAGCAGGGAGAGCCUCUCAUCAUUUCUGACAUCAAGAAGGGCAGCAUGGCACACAGAACAGGAACUCUGGAGCCCGGUGAUAAACUCUUGGCCAUCGACAACAUCAGGCUGGAGAACUGUUCCCGGGACGACGCGGAGCAGAUCCUGCAGCAGUGCGAGGAGCUGGUCAAACUAAAGAUACGCAAAGACGAAGACAACUCAGACGAGCAGGAGACGUCAGGCAGCAUCAUCUACACGGUGGAGCUGAAGCGGUACGGAGGCCCUCUGGGUAUCACCAUCUCAGGCACCGAGGAGCCCUUUGACCCCAUCACUAUAUCCGGCCUGACCAAGAGAGGCCUGGCCGAGAGGACGGGGGCCAUUCAUGUCGGCGAUCGCAUCCUGGCUAUCAACAGCGUGAGUCUGAAAGGCAAACCUCUGAGUGAAGCCAUACACCUGCUGCAGAUGGCCGGAGAGACGGUCACCCUGAAGAUCAAAAAGCAGCUCGACAAUUUGGAGGAGAGGAAGGCGGCAGAAGCAGAGGACACGACGGAGAACGAGAUCAGCGACACCGAGGAGGACGAUUUGACAGACAGCCAGCAGACCAAUAAGCUGUCCGAGCUCUACUCCACGACCAUCCCCAGCGUGGACUCGGCCAUGGAGUCGUGGGACGGCUCAGGGAUGGACGCCGGCUACGGCAGCCAGGGGACGUACAACCACCAGGCAGCGGGUAUCGCACUCCACCCACAUGAGUGGCGUAGCGCCAAACAGCAGCGCAGCACCACGCCCCCUCCUGGACGCAGGAAGAACUACCCCUUCAGUGACGGAGGCUUCAGUGAGGAUGACUGGGACAAACCACCCGGAUUUAUCAGCCAACAAGAUGGUAUCUUGUUAGAUCCAGACGACAGUUUCUGGUGUCAGGCGCUUGAAGAUCUGGAGACCUGCGGCCAAUCCGAGCUCCUCAGAGAGAUAGAGGCAUCCAUCAUGACCGGAACAGCCAUCAGUCUGGGAGUAGAUGGAGUCAACAAGCCUCCACCUGAGUCCAUCCUGAGCCACAGCAGGAUGAGCCCGCUCCGGAGAAAUUCUCUCCUACACCAGGCCAACUUCCUGCACCAGAAUGCACACCUCCACCAGGGAGCCCACCUGCACGAGGAGGCCCACCUGCACGAAGAGGCCCAGCUCCAUCAAGAUAAAAUGUUUUUUUAUCCAGACAUCCACCUGCACCAGGAGGCCCUUUUCAACCAUGAUGCCCACCUGCACUCGGGGGCCCACCUCCACCCGGAUAACCAGUCCCCUCUGCUGCACCACGACCCCAAGUCCAAGGCCUCCCUGAGAGUGUCGGAGAGGACAUGGGAGUCUCGUCGGAUCAAGGAGGAGAUGCAGGGGAUUCUGUCCCCAACGCCUCUAGAGCUGCACAAAGUCACCGUCAUAAAGGACCCAGAGAACGACGACUUCGGCUUCAGCGUGUCCGACGGCUUCUUGGAGAAAGGAGUUUACGUAAACAUGAUCAGACCCGACGGGCCUGCUGACCGCUCCGGGCUCAGACCGUACGACAGGAUCCUGCAGGUGAACCACGUGAGGACGAGGGACUUCGACUGCUGCUUGGCGGUUCCUCUGAUCACAGAGGCCGGGGACAGACUGGAACUGGUCAUCAGCAGGAACCCAAUGGCAAACGACGACGACGACGAUGAAGACGACUUAGAGGACAAUAACAACACUUUGGACCACCUGCAAGAUCUGUAACACACACACACACACACACACACACACACACACACACACACACACACACACACACACACACACACACACUGAAAGACAGCGUAAGACUAACAGAGACGUGCUUUAACUGGUGAUGAAGUGCAAAGGUACAUCUCCUGGAUCUGACCGAAACAGACAAACCCCGCCUGCCGGCAGUAAAUCUACUAAAACACAGACUCCUUCACAUCAUUGCAUGCACACAAAGUCUCCCCCUUCCACAUCCAUGCUGGAUUCAACUGCUCUUAUAUGUUGCAUUUCUCCAUAUAAGUACAGCCACAGAUCAAAUCCCACUAGAGACCCCCCCCCCCCCCCACCUCCACCUCCUGAAGGCUGACUCAGAGUCCUCACUGCGCUGUUCCAACAUAAACAACCACUUACUUGCCACUUUAACCUUCCAUUUCAACAGAUUCAGACUCUUUAAAUCUUGUUUUGACUGAAAACAAACAACUCAAACCUGCAAUUUAGGGUGAGGUAAUUUCCGCUGUUAUUAAUGCCAGGCCACAGAUUUAUAGAAAUGACUGGUGCACCAGGGGGGAUUUGCCUUAUUACAUAAUAUUGUGGGUGAUUUUUGAGAGACAGGGCCUUGUUCGGUUUGCAGAGUUUCAUGUGUUUUUUAAAACGAUCUGAGAAGAAGUAAGAGGUUUGAACAAACGUUUAUGAAGGAAAAGUGUCUCACUUUGGUUUACACUGAUGUAGCCGUGGUAAAAAGUCUGUUCUGCUGCUACGAUUCUGCUGCUCUUCUGUACAGCCCGACCGAUUAAUUAGCCAGCCGAUAAUAUCGGCCGAUAUCAGCAUGUCCAGUGACUAUCGGUAUCGGCU